CACCACCACCUCCACCUUCAUCUCUUAUUCUUCUUCAUCGUCUUCUUCUUCUUCUUCUUCUACUACAGUACUACUACUACUACUACUACUAUUACUCUACUACUACUAUUAUUACUUCUUUUCACAAGUUACUCGCUCAGAAAGAAAAAGUGUUUUAUUUCAAAGUGAUCUCCGAUUAAAAAUUAAGGAAAAACGAGGAGUUUGGAAAAAGAAAAAAAGAGGGAGAGAAAGCAAGAAACGCAUUCGUGAUUUUUCGUGACAGUGGCCACACGAUCUCUCUCUCUCUCUCUCUCUCUCACUCUCUUUCUCUCUUACAUACACACUCCCUCUCUGUUUCUUCGUCUCUAUCUAUCUCUCUCCCUCUCUCCCUUCCUCCUUCUCCUUCCUCUCUCUCUCUCUCUUGUAUCGUUGACUCCUUCGUACUAUAUCUCUUCCUUUGGAGAUGAAGCGUGGAAGAGGAGAUACAGAUCUCUCGAACGUUUCCUUCGGCAAGACCGACAUAAACACAUCGAACUUUCGAAGAAGACCAUCUUAGAACAAGUCUGUAUCUCUUUUUUUAUUAUUAUUAUUAUUUUUUUUUUUUUAUUCGAUCGCAAAGAAAGAGAUUUUCGAUUAGAAGCCCGAUCUUUCUCUACCACUCUUUUCUCUCUCUCUCUCUCUAUAUAUAUAUAUAUAUAUGCUAUGAUGUCGAGAGUGAAACGAGUUAGUGUUAGAGAAACUAAUAGAUAGGAAAUCUUUUGAAGAAGAAAUAAAAAAGGGAAGGAAGAAAAGAGAAACAAAAGGAAUUAAAAUAAAUAAAGAACUAAGUGAUAGAAAGAGAGAGAGAGAGAGAGAGACAGAGCGUGUACGCGUGUGUAUGUGCGUCUGUUUAUAUUAUCUGUGUGAGAAAAAAGGAAAGAAAGAUAAAGAAAACGAUUUGGAAGAAAGUGCAGCAGAGGGAGGGAGGGAGGGGUGAUAGUGAUAGUGGUGGUGGUGUUAGUGAUGAUGAUGAUGAUGCUGGUGGAUGACAACGAGGAUCAAUGAACCGGAAUGAUUUAUUCUACUAUGUGUGAUGAUCGAACUUUUUGAAAAAGAUUGAGAGAAUUUGAAGACCCGAAAAAUUUUUCCUUGUACGAAGCUUUCAUUUUCUUUUUUCUUUUUCUUCUUCUUUUUUUCUUUUGCAUUGAAAUUUCUUAAAUAUCGUGAUUAAAAAAAAAAAACAAAACAAAAAAACAAAAAGAAAGAAAGAAUCGAGGACCGACAAAGAAAACGACGGAAAAGAGGGAAGAUUGAAGAUAUACGCACGCUACGCACGUAUAUUCACGGAAUUAAUUUGGAAGAAGAGAAAAGAAAAGAAAAGAGAAAAAAAAAGAAAAAGAAGAGAAUAGAUGACCAAGAAUAUAUUAUUAAAAGUUAAGAAAAUUAUAGAACGAAUGUGAUUAGUAUCAAGGCAAACGAGAGUGUUCUCUGGACACGGAGUCUCUUCAUUCGUAUAUAUAUAUAUAUUAUAUAGAUUAUAUAUAUAUAUAUAUCUUUUAUUCGAGAGAUAAAAACAAAAGAAGGAGAAGAAAUAUUCAUGAGGUUGUGUGUUAAUGCGCGCGUGUGUUAUGUGUUGUGUGUGCUCGGUUCGCGAAUCGAGAAAAAACAGGAUCAAUUAGCAGCCUCGAGAGGGAAUAAGGAAUAAACUUGAAUCGCAAUAGUAGUGUCCUUGAAAAGUAUUUCAUCUCUUCGUGCGUUUACACGUUCAAGAGUACGAUAUUUUUCUCGCGAAAGUUCAAGAAAAGAUCAAAACGACGAAAAUAUUUUUCUCGCGUGAAUAUCUUCUCUUUCUUUCUUUUUUUUUUUUUAAAGAAGAAAAAAAAAAAAGAAAGAUCGAUCUUUUCGAAUAAUAAACAAAAUCGAUUUCGACAAAACGCGUAUUGUGAAAAUGCGCGGGAAUUUGGAAUUUUUUCCAACAAGUGCCAUCUCGUCCGAUUGCUGGUGAUCUCUUUUUACUUCUUUUUUUUUUGUUCAUUUUUGUUUUUCUUUUUUUUUUAACGAGAAAAAAUUUGUUAAAAAGAAAAGAAAAUUAAGAAAGAUAGAAAAUAAUAAAUGGGAUAUAUUUUGUUAUAAUGACAAGAUCGUGUGGGUGAGAUAUAUUGUGUGUGCGUUCGUGUGGGGGAAGAAUUAAUUAGAUUGUGGGUAUUUGAGGUUAAUCAUGUUUCUUGGAUCAUUCGUAAGAACGUCUUGACAUCAUCAUUAUUGUCAUCGUCGUCGUCGUUGUCGUUGUCGUCGUCGUCGUCGUUGUGUCGUCGUCGUCGUCUUCAUCAUUGUCGUCGUUGUUAUUCGCGCGUUGUGUUGCAUCGAUUCAAGUUCUACGAAUUAUACGUCGUACAUAUAUAAACGAAGAUGGAUAGAAACGAAAGUGGUGUUGGUAUUGGAAGUGGUACCAAUGGGAAUUGUCACGUUGGAAAUUCAGGAUCACCAUUGAAUUCUUCCUCCUCGAGUCAUCCGGCGGCCCUUCAUACAUCUUCGUCAGGAUUGGACAGUCAGAGCGGAGAUAGAGGAUGGGAGAUACAUCAGGUCACUGUUACCAGAGUACCAGGAUAUGGUUUUGGUAUCGCGGUAUCUGGUGGUCGUGAUAAUCCACAUUUUACCAAUGGUGACCCAGCUAUUGCAAUCUCCGACGUUUUGAAGGCCGGACCUGCGGAAGGAAAGUUGCAGGUAAACGAUCGCAUCAUUUCCGCAAACGGAGUAUCGUUAGAAGGUGCCGAUUAUGGAGCAGCUGUCCGAGUUCUUCGGGACUCUGGAUCGACCGUUUUAUUGGUCGUUAAACGGAGAGCUUCGUCGAACUCAUCAACUUGCCAAGGCAAUUCUGCUCCGCAAACUCAUCGACUUACGCUCACGCGAAAUAAUAAAAAAGAUGAUUUUGGAAUUGUAUUGGGUUGUCGAUUGUACGUAAAAGAGGUUACUCGAGAAAAUAUUGGAGUUAAACCUGGCGAUAUAUUAACGCGAAUAAGCGGUAUUGCCGCUGAUAAUAUGAGUCUAAAGGAAGCAAGAAAGUUAAUGGAUCAAUGUAAGGAUCGUUUGUCCAUCGUUAUUACCAGAGAUUCUUCGUGUUGUCAUGUCCAACAACAAGUUAAAACUGAUAGCGGCGAGUAUUUGUCCGGUGCGAGUUACAGCAGUCAAAAUUUAUACGUUCCACCACCAACAAGACAACCAUUGGAAGAUAAAAGUAAUCUGGUUCCAAGGGGACGUUCAAGAGGUCCUUUAAUGGACGUUUCUUUGAGUCAAUUGGAUUUACCAGCUACACCAACAGUAGAUCCACCUAGACCACCACCUCCAAGACCUGAAGAUUAUUACAGUUCCCGGAGACAGAUGUACGAUGAGGACUCUAUUACACAACGAACGAAACAGCCAAUGCCGGAUCCACGAUUCAUUACCUUCCAAAAGGAAGGUUCGGUAGGGGUACGAUUGUGCGGAGGAAAUGAAACUGGGGUUUUUGUAACGGCGGUUCAAGCUGGAAGUCCGGCCUCUCUUCAAGGUCUUCAACCGGGUGAUAAAAUUUUAAAGGUAAAUGACAUGGACAUGAAAGGUGUAACCAGAGAGGAAGCGGUAUUGUUUCUUCUUAGUCUUCAAGAACAAAUCGAUUUGAUCGUACAGCAUCGACGUCAGGAAUACGAUCAAAUAGUUGCAUCCGGUAGAGGUGAUUCGUUUCACAUCAAGACACAUUUUCAUUAUGAACAACCUGAAAAGGGAGAAAUGAGUUUUCGCAGUGGUGACGUCUUUCACGUGGUAGACACUCUUCAUAAUGGAGUCGUAGGUUCUUGGCAGGUAUUCCGAAUUGGAAGAAACAAUCAAGAAGUACAGAAAGGUAUUAUUCCAAACAAAGCACGCGCCGAGGAACUUGCUACUGCACAAUUCAAUGCAACGAAGAAGGAAUUAAGCGCUAGCGAGAGCAGAGGUAGUUUCUUUAGGAGAAGAAGAAGUAGUCAUAGACGUUCAAAAUCUCUGGGAAGGGAUCAUUGGGACGAUGUGGUAUUCUCCGACAGUGUCAGUAAAUUUCCAGCUUACGAACGAGUCAUUCUACGACAUCCUGGUUUUGUUAGACCAGUCGUACUUUUUGGCCCUGUCGCUGAUCUUGGUAGGGAAAAAUUACUUAAGGAUUUUCCCGACAAAUUUACUUCCCCACAAAUGGAAAGUCAAAUGGAAGACAGCGGUAAUAAAAAUACUAAAUCAUCGGGUAUAAUCCGUUUGAGUGCCAUCAGAGAAGUAAUGGAUAGAGGAAAACAUGCUCUUCUAGAUAUUACUCCGAAUGCUGUAGAUCGAUUAAAUUAUGCCCAGUUUUAUCCUAUUGUGAUAUUUUUAAAAGCUGAAACAAAACAAGUUAUUAAAGAAAUGAGAGCAGGUAUUCCCAAAUCAGCGCACAAAAGUAGCAAAAAACUUUUAGAACAAUGUCAGAAAUUGGAUAAAAUUUGGGGACACAUAUUUAGUGCUGUUAUCACACUUACAACUCCUGAAGCUUGGUAUCGAAAACUUAGAGAACUGAUAGAUCGUCAGCAGCAGGGAUCUUUAUGGAUGAGCCAAACAAAGCCGGAAGAAGCCCUCUCGGAUGAUUUCCUAUUCCCGAUGACUUCUCGCCUCUCCUACGCUUCCUCUCCGGAGAGUGAUCUGGAAUUAAGCCCUGCACCAGCGCUUCCUGGGACAUUGGGUCCACCUAUACGCUUGAAAAGUAGUUCAGAUCCAAGUAUUGCUACCCAAGACGAUACAACUGCACCUCCUCCAUAUUCUACAAAUUAUCAACAAUCUUUUGAACAACAUAAAAGAAGAUCACAAGGAGGUGCCGGAGAUAGCAAAUAUGGUUUUUCUUUAUCGGGACAAACGAGUAAUCAAUCUGGUUCUCCUGAAUAUCUCGGUACUUCAUUCGAACCUAGAUCUCCACAUCAUAGUCCUCCGGAUCUACCACCACGGAUCGAUCGAAAUAUUAAACCAACAAAUCAAACAACACGAGGAACGGUACGUUCUACGCAAGAAAGGCUCAUUAAUAAAACUGAUUCUGUUUUGGACGUUGGAAAUUAUAUAAAUGCAUCGCCUCAUAAAGUAAAUGCUACGUCAUCUCUUGAAAGGACACAAACAAAAACGGGAAGUUACGAUAGUAUGUCUUCAUAUGAUUCAUAUAAUAAUAAUACUAAUGGAAAUUCAAGUUAUGCUGGUGUUAAUUUGAAUACAUCGACCAAUCGUUUAGGCCCGAAUGUACCUGAUGACUUAAAAAGUAGUGGUAUGUCAGCCAGAGCCCAUGACCCAUACAGAUUUACAAGAUCUACAGCUCAACCUGUAGCUACACAAGAACCUCAAGCUACUAGAACAGAUUAUGCCAAAUAUAGCAGGACCACAGACUAUAAACCAAUAUCAAUUCCACAAAAUAAGCCAGGAGGAUCAUACAAACCCAUACCACCGCCAAAGCCCAAGAAUUACAGGCCACCCCAAACAACUUUAGUAGGAGAUGAAAAUAGUGGAAAUAAUGGUAAUAAUGGAAACAAUGGAAAUAAUGGAAACAAUGCUUAUCAGCACACGAAAAGUUAUUCUAUUGCCACUUCACACGUGCAUAAUGGAGUAGAAAAUAAUAGCAACGUUAGACGCAACAACAGUCAGUAUUAUUAUAAUAUUCCACCUCCCACUCGUCAUAAUGAAAAUAACCAAGUAAAUUCGCAUCAUAAUCACAGCCACAUAACUCCGCCAAUACAUAGUCAUAGCCUGAGUCAUACUCAUCCACACUCUAGUCCUCCUGUGACUUCUCAUUCUCAUUCAAAUAGUGCUGGUCAAAUAAAUCUCAGUUCCACGCAUAAUCGAAACAACAUUAAUCAUAAUGGUUUCAAUCAUAAUAACAGUCAUGGAAGUGGAAGCCAAACUUAUGCUUCUGGUAAUUCUACUCACAAUAGAGAACCUAAUGGUUUAGAUUUAGCUGGAAGCAGGGAGCAAAGAGGUAGUGCCUUUGAACUUUAUCGGAAACCGGUACAUCAUUAUAAUAUUAGGUAAAUUACAGUGUGUAUGUAUGUGUAUAUAUAUAUAUAUAUA
Molecule: messenger RNA, 6033 nt
Organism: Vespa mandarinia (Asian giant hornet)
Lineage: Eukaryota; Metazoa; Arthropoda; Insecta; Hymenoptera; Vespidae
Gene: pyd
Product: zonula occludens-like protein polychaetoid
Biological process (GO): cell-cell adhesion; cell-cell junction organization; protein localization to cell-cell junction
Cellular component (GO): plasma membrane; bicellular tight junction
Molecular function (GO): cell adhesion molecule binding
Source: RefSeq, a predicted model, not a curated record